Tauraco erythrolophus (red-crested turaco) is the source of this 585-nucleotide messenger RNA. NCBI's taxonomy places the organism in Eukaryota, Metazoa, Chordata, Aves, Musophagiformes, Musophagidae. The record is from RefSeq and is a predicted model, not a curated record.
AUGUCUAGGCUAGAUUCCAAGGGUGUAACAAAAAGCUGUAUUUAUUUUUAUGGAAGCACUAACAAUUCUACUUGGAUUGGAUUUCUUCAUAGCAAAACCAACGAAUUAUUGAACAGAUUGGACUUGGCUUUGCCAAAGAGUGAUUCCUGUCAGAUUGCUAAUCGUGGCCCAGAAUCUACAGCAUGGACUAGGAGCCAUACUUAUAAGCAAGCUCUUCGAGAGGAUGAAAACAGAAGAUUAGAGGAAAUGAAGCAAGAACAACGGAGGAAGGCUGAAUUAAUGGAAUUUAAGCAAAAGUAGGAAGAGGAAGCCAGGACAAGAGCACGUCAAAAUGAACAGAGGAGGGUAAAUAAUGAUUUUCUGGACCGACUCCAGAACAAAACGCAACCUCGUGGAUCUUCUGAGAGUCUGGACUACCUCAGUAACGGCACCUGGAUGAACACCAAGAAGACUUGGGUUCAAGCAGCUACAAAAUCAAGGCAUGUUAAAGAAGCAGAUAUUGUUGCUGCUGGAGUUUUCAAGAUACUAGAGUGGAAAAAUGAGUAUCUUAAUCACUACAAGCUUUGGACAAGCCCUGAGCUGUGA